AUGGUGCUGCGAUUUGGGCAUGCCUAUAUGAUGAAUGCAAAGACACAGCAAAUCGUAAGUGGUCCCAUCUUCGAAGUCCUGAUGGAAGCAGAGUUGAACGAUGUCGGAUCAAUUCAGCUGCGCCCACGCCCCCAGUCAGGGGUUCGAAUGAAUACAGGUGAUGAUCUGCAAUGUAAAGAUCCAACGCUGGUGGAGGAAUUGCACCAUUUCUUUGCUGAACAAGAGCCCCUCGACAUGGUUCCUGGUGAUCCCAGCGGAUCUAUUCACCAACUUCUCGACGAACUUCAAAAAAGAAUGUCUUGGAAUGCAAAGGCAAUGCAAACAGACGAAUUCCUCAAAGCUGGUGCUGCUGUGGACAAGUACACGAUAGUCUGCUCGCCCGCUUGGUGCCUGUACACACGUCCGUCGACAACGGAGGCUCAUUCCCUGGAUGCUGAUGUUCUCGCCGACAAAUUGACCGAGGGCAAAUUGAAGUUGCCUGUGGCUGCUUUGGGGAUCACGCACAAACCCGAGGUACUCAAAGAUAGAUUGGCAUCUCUGAAAUUGAAAGGAAAAGAGCGGCAUGAUACUACUAGUAGCGGCAGCCCAUCGGCGGAGGGGGGCGACGAACCUCCAGCUAAGCCUGAGGUCGAUAAGUCAACUGACAGCUCGGUGGCUCCCGCAUUGCCCAAGCCGCUUGUGUUUCCGCUCCCUGCGUCAGAUAUCCAACAAAAGAUUUGCGAGAAGCUGCUGGUAGAGGCAUAUCCGGUCUGUUUGGCCCGAGGGCCUCCUGGUAAUGAUAAAACACACACAAUUGCCAAUGUCAUUGCGAUUUUCCUUUGGAAAAACAAACAAACAAUCCCAAAGGAGAUGAUGCAUUUAUGUAUCACUACAGUAUUUUACAUUGGCAGACUCUCAGAAUCCGAAGGAAAGCGGUGUCUUGUACAGUCCCUCAGUAACACAGCUCUGCGUGAAGUUCGGGAGAGACUACCUCCUAAGCUUCGGGUGCUCUGUGUCUCGUGUGAUGGAGAGCUGCACAAGAGCUUAGAAGCUCUUGAGCAUGCACUAUCGAGCGUUGAAGACUCCAAAUGGCAGUAUGAAGAAGAUCUUAAGCGGUUUGAGGCCGAACUGAAAUCCACACAAGAGAAGCUAUGCGAAAUUGAUGCCGACCUCCAAAAGGGAAAUGACAGCAAGAGGCGUUUCAUUGACUCAAGCAAAGGCCAGACAUUGCUGGGGAAGUUGGUUGAAACACACGGAUGGAUGGCAACUGCGGCAGUAAAAUGGGACGCCACAAAGUUGGAUGGUGUUGUAAACAGAGUACGUGAGCUUGCUGAGCGACCCAACAAGCUGAAUAAGACAAUCCUUGGGAACGGCGCACUAAAGCUGGAUACAGAGGAUGGCUGUCUUAACGAGGCUAUGGCAGUCUUGACCUUCCAGACAGAUUUGUCCACAUUCCAUGCUGAAGCUGGGGCUGAUCUUAUCAAAUUCGGUUGCCAAAAGGACGAAAUUUACUCAAAGACUGGAUUCAUCUCCCCAAAGCUGUUGGGCAGCUUGGAAUCUAUCCGAGAGCUCAUGAAAUCCGUCACAGAAACCGAGACGGCUGAUUUCCAGAUGCGUGGAGACGGUGGGUUAGGUGAACCCUGCAUAGACAUGGAAGCCAGACGCCGAGAGCUCACUGCAGAGAUACAGAAGAUCGCAUUGAAAGUGGUCGAAGUGAAGGCGUUGCUCAAUUUAAACAACCGCAUCUCAGAAGACCAGCGCAGUGAUCUUACUUCUUUUGUUGGGUUGGCCCGUGACGUCAAAUUUGGGCCUUCCUCACGAGCGGAAUGCCAGGAUCACUUCAAAGCUUGUGCCAGUUUUCUGCCGUGCUUGAUGAUGACGUCUGAACAGGUUAGCCAGUACCUGCCAGCCACAGAUCACACUUUCGAUCUUGGCAUUUUGGACGAAGCAUCUCAGUCUCGCUGUACGGCUAUUACCGGGCUUGUCCGCUGCAAUCAGUGGCUGUUUGUUGGAGAUGGAAAGCAAACUAGCCCAUGUGUAUUUGGUGGCACGACUAGUGACAAGUUCUCUGUGUUGGCUGGUAUGGCACCAGCUAUCCCUCCCAACAUUCGACGGCUGCUGCGGCCAGAUUACAGCAUUUUUGAUAUCUUCGAGGUGGCCUUUCCUAAGCAUGCCUCUUUCAACUUGCCAGAACAUUUCCGGUGCGCCCCUGAGAUCAUCAAGUGGUGCAACGAUGAGUUCUAUCAGGGCAAACUCAUUCCACUUCGGUAUCCGACAAAGAAGGAAAAGAUUGUCCCUUCACUUGUGGAUGUCCGCUUGGAGGAAGGACUCCGGGACAAGAAAACUAAAACGAACGAAGCCGAAGUGAAUGAGAUUAUUCGAAUUGUGGCACACCUUCUUCAGACCCCCCUGAUUGCUGAGCGUCGGAGGUCGAUUGGCAUUUUAUCACUUGGUGGCGAGGAGCAAUGCAGGCAACUGGACAAAAGAUUGCGUGAAAAGGUUGGCCCACACCCGACCACGUUUCAAGGCGCGGAGCGCAAUAUCAUGAGCAUGGUUUACAGCCCCGAAUCGAUCUUCCAUGGUUGUGAUUCAGACCAAUCAAAGCGCUUGAACGUUGGAAUGUCCCGGGGUACGGACUGCACUAUUCUCGUCCGCAGUGUUGACAGCCAUCACUUCCGUCCUGGAAAUCUCCGGAGUAGUCUUAUUCGAUUCUUUAACAACGCCAACACAAACCGUCCCUGUGAGAUUCGUGCAUGUCUGGCGCCAGAUGCGCCACCUUCGUCUAUUCGAAGAAAGCUCACGAACAAUUUGGCUGAAACGCUCGAGAAACGUGGGUUUGCUGUUGAGAGUAUCAAUGUCAUUUGGAAGCAUGCUUUUGUGGUGGAACACGAAAACAGUGACCAUCGCGUGGCAGUGUGUUUCGACAACAUUGGUGAGUCGCGCAAAGAAUGGGAAAGCAUGAUCUCGCGCCAACGAGUGAUUGAGCGCAUUGGAUGGACAUGCCUUCGAGUGGAUGGCCUGUCGGUUUUGAUGGACUACGAGGCGGCAAUGCAGGGAAUUCUAAAGUUCUUGGCUGAUGCUGGAGUGCACGUUGAAAUGAAAACGAUGGACACUUCUGCGCAGUCGUCUGGCCCAACAGAUAUCUCCAGCAUCUUUGAGAAAGUGAACUCGCCUGAAAGCUCCGCCUCGGCAGGCCCACCAAGCCUCAAGGCAAAGUUAGAAAUGACCGAGGAAGACCAGCUCAACAGUGGUGGCAACAAACGAUCUUUGGACUCGUCAUUGGAGAGCACCAAACGUCAGCGAAACUGA
Molecule: messenger RNA, 3288 nt
Organism: Seminavis robusta
Lineage: Eukaryota; Bacillariophyta; Bacillariophyceae; Naviculales; Naviculaceae
Source: the annotation of a GenBank genome assembly